UCAUGAACACUUUGACCCAAAAAAAAAAAAUCAUGAACAGUUUCGUACCAAAACACAUGCUGUUCAUGACAGAUGCAAAUUAGCAAGAAAAGAAUCUCGAUUUUAUUAUCAAUUAAGCUCCAAAUCUCCAAACCCCUUACAAAAUCCCAAUCAUUUCUCCACCUUCUAAUCAUAUCAUAACAUUAAUCCAUCCUGUUCAGCGAAUUAAACUAAAUUUGUGUUGUUGGUGUAUUAUCACCAUUUUCAGUUGUUGGACUCAAUUCAAUCGAAUUCAAGUUUAUGCUUGCGUGUACUGGGGAGAUCAAAUUUAAGGAAUUAGUCUAUUACCCAUUUCGCCUGGACAUGGCGGGGCAAAAUCAGGUAUCCAGCAUUGAUCAAUUCGAAGCUUACUUCAGGAAAGCUGAUUUAGAUGGCGAUGGCAGGAUCAGUGGAGAUGAAGCUGUCGCUUUCUUUCAAGGAGCCAAUUUGCCUCAACAAGUUCUUUCCCAGAUCUGGAUGAAUGCUGAUCAGAGUCAUAACAGCUUCCUUUGUCGUGCGGAAUUUUAUAAUGCUCUCAAACUUGUGACAGUUGCGCAGAGUAAAAGAGAAUUGACCCCAGACAUUGUCAAGGCAGCAUUAUAUGGCCAUGCCGCAGCUAAAAUUCCACCACCAAAAAUUAAUCUUCCGAACACUCCUGUGCAACGGGUAAAUUCAAUGGGUGCUGUAUCUGCCCCACAGAUGGGUGCAGUUGCUGCAACAGCAUCACAGAAUCUUGGCUUUAGAGGGCCAGGAGUUCCAAAUGCUAUUAUGAAUCAGCAUUACUUUCCUUCUCAACAAAGUCAGUCAAUAAGACCACCUCAGGCUAUCCCUCCUGGAAUUGCUUCCUGUCCCCCUCAGGGCAUCAUUAGUCCAGAAUUCUCUAGAGGUAGUAUGCCUACAAGCACUGCUUCUUAUCCCUCUCAAUCCAUUCCUGGUUCCAUUUCUAGUCCCAGCAUCCCAAAUUCAAACAUCUCAACCGGUUGGACUGGUGGAAAGACUAGUGCAGCUUUGACUGGCCUUCCAUCUACACCCAAUGCUACAAUGCAGCCACAAACUCAAGUUUCUGUGUUGUCCCAGCCAACUGCAAAUGAUUCUAAAGCAUUAGUUGUUUCUGGAAGUGGGUUUGCAACUGGCCCAUCUUUUGGAGGUGGUGUGUUUUCUGCCAUCUCUCCUAUUGGAAAACAAGAAACUUCUGCGCCUACUUAUUCUUCUAGUGGUUCACCUGCUUUAGCAACUGCAGUUCCAGCUCCUAGUGGGGGCCACCUUCCUGUUAAGUCCAACUCACUUGAUUCACUGCAUAGUGCUUUUGCCAUGCAACCUAUGGGUGGUCAGCUUCAACGAGCUCAAUCACUUCCAACAUUAGACCAACCGGUUUCAACUUCAAUUUCUUCCUCACUCACAUCCCCUAGCACUUCAGUUGGAGUUGGAAAUUCAUCUGAUAAUUCACAGAUCCCAUGGCCAAACAUGAAACAAUCUGAUGUUCAGAAAUAUACUAAAGUGUUUAUGGAAGUAGAUACAGACAGAGAUGGAAGAAUCACUGGUGAGCAGGCACGUAAUCUAUUUUUGAGUUGGAGGCUACCACGAGAGGUUUUAAAGCAGGUCUGGGACUUAUCUGAUCAGGACAGUGAUAGCAUGCUUUCUUUGAGGGAAUUCUGCUUUGCUCUAUAUUUGAUGGAGCGGUUCAGGGAAGGACACCCUCUUCCGGCAUCACUUCCGAAGAACGUUAUGUUUGAUGAGACACUGUUGUCCAUGACAGGUCAACCAAAGGUUGCUUAUGGAAAUGCAUCAUGGGGUCAAAGUCCUGGUUUUGGACAUCCGCCUGGAAUGGUUACUCAAUCAAUAGCUCCUGCCACUGGUUUGAGGCCACCAGUUCCAGUGACAGGUCCCCGGACCCUACCUGAUGGUGUAAUGGCAUCUAAUCGGCAGAAGCCAAGAGCACCUGUUUUGGAGGAUUCCUUUCUGAACAAAAGCGAUGGUGGGGAGCAGAACUCAAUGCCUCAGGAUGGAAUAGCCUCAGACAAAAAGGUUGAUGAACCAGAAAAGGUGAUUUUGGAUUCAAAAGAGAAGAUUGAGUUUUACCGCACUAAAAUGCAGGACCUUGUUCUUUAUAAAAGUAGAUGUGAGAAUAGGCUAAAUGAAAUCACGGAAAGGGCCCUGGCAGAUAAGCGUGAGGCAGAGAUGCUGGGUAAGAAAUAUGAAGAGAAGUACAAGCAAGUGGCAGAAGUGGCAUCUAAAUUAACUAUUGAAGAGGCCACAUUCCGUGACAUUCAGGAAAGGAAGUUAGAGUUGCAUCAAGCGAUUGUUAACAUGGAACGAGGUGGAAGUGCUGAUGGUAUUCUUCAGGUCCGUGCUGAUCGUUUACAAUCUGAUCUUGAUGAGCUAAUGAAGGCUUUAACUGAACGUUGCAAGAAAUAUGGGUUAGAGGUUGAGUCAACUGCUAUGAUUAAGCUUCCUAUUGGUUGGCAACCUGGUAUACAAGAAGGCGCAGCUGUUUGGGAUGAAGACUGGGAUAAGUUUGAAGAUGAAGGUUUUGCCAAUGACCUCACCAUUGAUGUGAAAAAUGUUUCUGCUGUGCAAAAAGAAGGUGGUUUGGAAGAUGGUACUCUAACCCCUGAUUCUUUAUCAAAUGGUGAUGGGAAGUCUGGGAACUUCUUGAGUACUGGUGAACAUGCCCUUGAGGGUGAAUCUGCAUGCUUCCACAGUGAAGAUGAAUCGGCAAGAAGUCCUCAAGGCAGUUCAGCUAGAAGAAAUGGCCUAGAUAGUCCAUCUUCUGAUGUUUUUGCAAAGAGUAUUGAUCCAGAUGCAGAAACACAUCUAAGUUUUGAUGAAUCAACUUGGGGUGCUUUUGACACUCACGAUGAUACAGACUCAGUCUGGGGAUUUAACCCUAGUACUAAGGAUUCAGAAUUUGGAACUGGUGAUUUUGGUGUAAAGCCAAUAAGAACGGAAUCUCCAUCCUCAGAGAUUUUUCAGAAAAAGAGUCCAUUUUUUGAAGAUUCAGUUGCUGGCUCACCGGUCUCCAGGUUCGGCAACUCUCCAAGAUACAGUGAAGCAGGGGAAAGUUUUGAUAAUUUCUCAAGAUUUGAAUCAUUCAGCGUGCAUGAAGGCGGAUUUUCUCCAAGAGAGAAGCUGACAAGGUUUGAUUCCACAAGCAGCACAAAAGACUUAGGCCAUAGUCGUGCCUUCUCUUCUUUUGACGAUGCAGACCCAUUUGGUCCCAGUGGACCAUUUAAGGUUUCAUCAGACAAUAAAUCUCCCAAAAAAGGUUAUGAAAGUUGGGGUGCUUUCUAGUUGUCAAUCCCAUUGUCCAUUAAUUUUUGUUCAUUGUGGCCUUUUUCCCCCUGUACUGUAUAGAUUGGGUUGAGAGCUCGACUGUUGUGAAGUUAUUUGUUUUUAUAUUAAAAUUCUGGAAUGCCAA
Messenger RNA from Hevea brasiliensis (rubber tree), 3436 nucleotides. RefSeq lists its product as uncharacterized. Lineage: Eukaryota; Viridiplantae; Streptophyta; Magnoliopsida; Malpighiales; Euphorbiaceae. The record is from RefSeq and is a predicted model, not a curated record. The transcript has 13 exons. The coding region runs from base 280 to 3309 and encodes 1009 amino acids. Gene Ontology annotation, biological process: endosomal transport; endocytosis. Gene Ontology annotation, molecular function: calcium ion binding; protein binding. Gene Ontology annotation, cellular component: cytoplasm; plasma membrane; nucleus.